GUGACCGUCCGGGAGGCCAACAUGGCGGCAGUGGCGGUGGCGCUGCUGCUGACGGCGGCGGGGGGAGCGGCGGCGGCGGCGGGCAGGAGGGUGUCCAUGCAGUACAACCCCGGCUGGAACAGCUCCUCGGUCAAUCUGCUCCAUGUGCGGGCGGUGGGGCCCGCGGACACCCUGCACUACGUCUGGAGCAGCAUCGGAGCUCCUGCUGUGCUCCUGGUGGCUACGGAGAGCGGGAGCAGCUCCUUGCGUGUCAACUGGAGUCAGCUGCUCUCCCCGACUCCAGCGGGCGCCGUCUGGAUUGACCCUCCCAGCAGCGUUGUCUACUCUGCCGCCGUUGUCUUCACCAAGGUGUUUGAGUACAGGGAUACCAAAGCGCCAGAAGAGCUUUUCUACCCCACUUAUGACCUCUCCGACUUCUCCUGGGACAGCAUCAAUCACACCCUCAACCACACGGCGCUGACGGCCGAGUUCAGAGGCAUCCCAGCGACUGAUCCCGGUGGCAGCUUCUCCAACGGCAGCGUGGCAUUCCGAGUGACAGCCUACGAGGCCGGUGGCCGGGAUGGGCCCCUGCCCAGCCUCCUGCACACGGCGAACAGCUCGAAAGUGGAGUUUAUCCUGGCUGGGGUGGCUCCACGGGGCAACAGCUCUCGGUUCACGUUGGAGGUGGCCACGGUGGAGGAGCUGGAGGUGGCCCAGAAGCUGCGCUCCGUGCGUUCCAUCGACGACGAGUACACUCCCACCAUCUUUGAGAUGCUCUCUCUGGUUGCCGAGUCGCAAAACGACAGCUCCACGCUCGGCUUCCUGCAGUGGAAGGCAACAGCCUACGGCUCCCAGACCCCGAGACGCGAGGACGGCAUCCGGUGCCGCUCGGAGAGCCUGCGAGCAGCCAACUGGACGUUGCCCGUGUCCAGCAUUGUCCGAGCCUACUUUGGGGAGGGCGUUGGCAGCACCUACACCGUCAGUGCCAUCAACAUCUCCUUUGGUGGGGAGGAAGGAGAGGUUUACCAGGAGAAACGCUACCUCAGCUGGUCAGCGCUGCUGGGCUUUGGGCAGCCGCCCAUGGACACCUUCUCCCCGCUUGUCAUCUCCAUCAUGGCCGUGGCUCUGGGCACCCCUGUCCUGAUGCUCCUGGUGGGCACCUGCCUGGUCCUCUUUGCCCAGAGGAAACGCUACUCGGAGUACGAGCCCAUCAACUGAGCAGGAUGGACCCCGGAGAGACCCCCGGGAUCCUUCUUGUCACUGCUGGAGGGGCUCCAACGCCUGCUGCCUCCUCUCUGUCCUCCCCUCCAUCCCUGAGGUCCAGGAUCAGAAGGGACCAGGGCAACACGGGCAACACUUGCCCACAUCCCAAAUCCCCCCAUCCUGCUUCCGAUGACACUUCUUCCUCUGGUUUUGCCUCAUCCACCCAUCCAGCCAAGGGAAGCGAUUGGUUGGAGCUGAUCGGGAUCGCCUUGAGCUGUGGAGAGAUCCUCCUUCUCCUAAGGGAUAAAACCACUGUUGGGGCUGUUCCCCAUCCUCUGCUGCUUCCAGGGUGGCUCCAACCCAGGAGCGGGGCUGGAGGAUGGGGCUGGAGGAGAUGUGCGGGGUGUCCUCUGCUUCCCGCUGUGCCGGGAGCAUCCCAGAAGAGCCUCCCUCAGCCCCACUGGGGCUCACGGACUCCUCAACCCCAGUUCUUUCUGCUGCGCUGCCCUCGGUGAGGGUGCAAGAGGGAAACCCGGGGCUGCUUGAGCUCAGGAACGUCCUGGCAGCUCAUAAGUUGCUGCUCCAGACUCGUUUUCGGUUAUCCACAGCCUUUGGCUCUGCGGUGCUGGCUUGGAAUUGCUCUCCCGGUGCUUGAAGCCGUGGUCUGCGGCUGCUCGGUGUUGGCAGAGGCUCCGCAUCCCUUCGGGCUGUGCUGGGCUUUCACCGUCUCCAUCACUGACUUCUCUUUGACCAAAUAAAGUGGAUUUCUAAGAGCAGUUUC
Molecule: messenger RNA, 1963 nt
Organism: Cuculus canorus (common cuckoo)
Lineage: Eukaryota; Metazoa; Chordata; Aves; Cuculiformes; Cuculidae
Gene: GLMP
Product: glycosylated lysosomal membrane protein
Exons: 6
Coding region: 22-1197 (391 amino acids)
Cellular component (GO): lysosome
Source: RefSeq, a predicted model, not a curated record